AUGGAAUUUGGGGCUGAUCCUGGAAUGCUAGCAGAUAAAGUGACCUUCCUAGAAGAAGCGAUGGAUUUUCUUGACAACAAUCCUGCUGUUGAACAGUAUGCUUUCUUCAUGUUGAGCGACAGCAUUCUGCUAUCUGGAAAUAGUCUGAGUGAUCUAGGCGAGAUCUACGUC
Molecule: messenger RNA, 171 nt
Organism: Cyphellophora europaea CBS 101466
Lineage: Eukaryota; Fungi; Ascomycota; Eurotiomycetes; Chaetothyriales; Cyphellophoraceae
Exons: 1
Source: RefSeq, a predicted model, not a curated record